AAAAAUUACCUAGUAGAUAAUAUGCUAUAUCAUAAUCGCGUAAUAUGUUUGGUAUUCAUUUUUUAUGUUUAUGUAAACAGGGCAUUGACUCGAUAUUACAGUAAAUUGGGGUUCCGCACAUAUGAGGGGGUGUGGUCAGGCUUGCUUGGUGCGCUCUUAGACCGGUCUGUGGACAUUGCUCUAGAGCCCGUUACUGACCAACCGUCGCGUCAGCAAGAUAUGGACUUUAUUUUUCCGAUUUCUGAAACAAUGUACAAUAUCUACAUACGAAAUCAGGAAACCUCUUCUGUGCGAGAUAUAUUCUUGGCGCCAUUCAGUCCACGUCUUAUUGUAUGUGUUGUGGCAGUCGUCGUUAUAGCUGCUUUGGCCAUAGUACUUGUAUGUAAAUUGUCGAAUAAUAAUUCGAAGAAUAAAUCACAUAAAAUGAGUUGCACGGAGGCUCUCAUUUGGUCAACAGGAAUUCUUUGUCAACAAGGAGGAACAUGGACGCCGUCCCACCCAGCUGCGAGUAUUUUGCUGAUCGUGUGUCUCUUCUUCGCGGUAGUGACGUAUAAUGCAUAUGCGGCCUUUAUAACGUCUGUGUUAUCUGUCCGCGUCGCAAAUGUCGGCACAGUCGCUGAUGUGUUGCAGUCACCUAACAUGAAAAUCGGAUAUAUACGAAACGGGGCCGAUCAAACGUAUCUAAUGUCUACGAAAGACGUACAAUUGAAUGCGUUUUACAUACGUGGGUAUUCGGAAGCAGAGAACCUAGUAUCAUCAGCUGAAGAGGGCCUGGCGCGCGCGGCGAGCCAGGACUACGCCUUCUUUGCUGAACAACGUUCAGCACGCUCCACUCUUGAUUGUCUAAGUAUCCCAGUUCGUGAAAUACAGAUAGAUAUAAUAACAAUAAGGUCACUCAGUCAAGCCCGCGGUCGAUGCGCUUUACGUGAACUGCCGGUACACUCUACAAGAUCUCAGCUGUCCUUUCCGUUGCCAAGGAGAUCGCCCUAUGCUAAACCUAUACUUGUCAGCCUGCUUCAAUUGCGUAGCAGUGGAACUCUCUCGAAGCUGGCUGCUACGCUAGUGCCUGCCAUGCCCCAAUGUGCUCCUCCAUCUGGAUUCGCCUCCGCGAGAGCAGCUGAUGUCCGGACGGCCUUUCUUGUCAUCGUAACUGGCUUAAUUGCUGCUUUUUUCGUCGGUAUUGGGGAAUAUUGUUGGAAGAAUCGGAAACAAAAUAGGAUAGAAUUAGAGAAAUGCUAUUGCCGUUUAUGGAAAUUACUUUGGUAGGUGUUAUAUUCCUUAAAU
This is a messenger RNA of Zerene cesonia (dogface butterfly), 1284 nucleotides long. RefSeq names its product probable glutamate receptor. Gene Ontology annotation, cellular component: membrane. The coding region runs from base 22 to 1266 and encodes 414 amino acids. The transcript has 9 exons. The record is from RefSeq and is a predicted model, not a curated record. Lineage: Eukaryota; Metazoa; Arthropoda; Insecta; Lepidoptera; Pieridae. Gene Ontology annotation, molecular function: ligand-gated monoatomic ion channel activity.